AUGGGGCAAGCAACACACAGAUUCCCAAUGGAUCACUUUUUAACCUUCUCUCUCCUCUCUCUACUCCUCUCCUUCGCCGCCGCCGGCGAUUUUUCCGACGAUCAAUUGAUCAGGCAAGUCGUGCCGGAGGAGGAACAAUCCGUUAAUCUCCUCAACGCCGAUCAUCACUUUUCGCUCUUUAAGGCUAAGUUCGGAAAGUCUUACAGUGAUGAGAAAGAGCAUGACUAUAGAUUCUCCGUGUUUAAGGCGAAUCUACUCCGAGCGAAGAGGAAUCAAUUGCUUGAUCCGUCGGCGGAGCACGGCGUGACGCAGUUUUCCGAUCUGACGCCGACGGAGUUCAAACAGAGGUAUCUUGGAUUGAAGACACCGGCGUUUCUAGAAAGUGCUCAGAAGGCUCCGAUUCUUCCGACGAAUAAUUUGCCCGAGGAUUUUGAUUGGAGAGAUAAAGGCGCCGUCACUGGUGUUAAAAAUCAGGGAUCGUGUGGAUCGUGCUGGUCGUUUAGUACCACUGGUGCGCUAGAAGGAGCUCACUUUCUUGCUACCGGGGAGCUUAUUAGCCUCAGUGAGCAGCAGCUCGUUGACUGUGACCACGAGUGUGACCAAGAUGGUGUAUGCGAUGCUGGGUGCAACGGUGGGUUGAUGAAUACUGCUUUCCAAUACACAGUCAAGGCUGGCGGACUUCAACUCGAAAAAGAUUAUCCUUACACUGGGAGGGAUGGCAAGUGCCAAUUUGACAAGAACAAAAUUGCUGCUUCUGUUGCUAAUUACAGUGUGGUUUCUGUCGACGAGGAUCAAAUUGCAGCAAAUCUGGUGAAAAAUGGUCCUCUUGCAGUUGGCAUCAAUGCAGCAUGGAUGCAGACUUAUGUGAAGGGAGUUUCGUGCCCAUACAUCUGUUCCAAGAACCGUUUGGAUCAUGGGGUGCUUCUGGUGGGGUAUGGAGCUGCUGGAUAUGCUCCCAUUCGCUUCAAGGAAAAGCCUUACUGGAUCAUUAAGAAUUCAUGGGGAGAAAGCUGGGGAGAAGAUGGAUACUACAAGAUCUGCAGAGGCCAAACACAUGACAUUUGCGGGGUGGAUUCUAUGGUGUCUACAGUAGCAGCAUUUCAAUCUACUUCAGAGUAGACUCUAAAUUAAGCAUGCAUCUGGCACUUAUUAUUGCUAUGUUGAUUUCUUUAGGGUCCUUAUUGUAUAUACAAACUGUUAUAUGUAUUGCUGAGAUGAAAGAUUCCAGCCUUAUCAGGUUCAGACCGUUGUAAACUGAUAUAAAAAAACUGUAAUGUCUAAUGUCAGGGGUAGCAUGCUUGUAAUUUAUAUGAUUUAUGUUUCAGUUCUA
Molecule: messenger RNA, 1330 nt
Organism: Daucus carota subsp. sativus
Lineage: Eukaryota; Viridiplantae; Streptophyta; Magnoliopsida; Apiales; Apiaceae
Product: cysteine proteinase 15A
Exons: 4
Coding region: 1-1119 (372 amino acids)
Cellular component (GO): lysosome
Molecular function (GO): cysteine-type endopeptidase activity
Source: RefSeq, a predicted model, not a curated record